AGAGGAACCUCCAUCACGCGGUUUCUCCGCCUGCUUUCAGAACCGCCCAGCCCCAGGUUUUGGGGAGUCUUGGGGGGUUCCAGCCUUGGGGGUCCUUGGGGAGCAGCUGCCCCGUGAGGGGGUCCCACCCUGGAGGGGUCCCACCCUGGGUGCGGUCGUGUCCCACCCUCGGUGAGGGGACGUUGGUGACAGAAAAUGGCGCCGGCGCUGGAGCUGAACCUCCUCCUCUUCCUCCUCUUCUUCCUCCUCUCCCUCCUCUUCGCCACACCAGCCCGGGCACAAGAACCCCAACCCUUGGAGGUGACCGGAGCCGUGGGCGGGGUGGCACUUCUGAACCCCCAAACGCCCCAAAACCCCUCAGAAUACUCCCAAAUCCACUGGCGAUGGAAAAACGAGCAGAGGAUCGCCACCCUGAAGUGGGGGGAGCUGCCCAGGUACCCCCGGAGCCGCUUUGAGGGACGCCUGGAACUCCUGGAGAACGGAACCCUCAGGAUGAGCAACCUGAACCUCGGGGACAGCGGCGAGUUCCGGCUGUACCUGGAGGAUGACACGGGCAGGGAGAGCGUCCAGAAGGUUCUGCUGAGGGUCUACGACCUGGUCCCCAAGCCCCGCGUGACGGCCACCACCAACGGCGACCCCCAGGUGUGCAACAGCACCCUGAGCUGCUCCGUGGCCCUCCAAGAGGUCACCUACGAGUGGAUCUCGCCCCAGAAGGCCCUGAUGAAGCAGGGCCCCAUCCUGGAGGUCUUCAUCAAGCCCCCGGUGGAAACCUACGUGUGCAGGGUCAGCAACCCCGUGUCCUCCAGCAACGCCUCGCUGACCUUCCGGCGGCCCUGCAGCUGGACAGAAGAAUUCUCCUCGUCCACCACCCGCACCAUGCCCAGCGCCCUGGUGGCCCUGGGACACCUCGUCCUCCUCUUCCUCCUGCUCGCCGUGGCUUGAGGACCCCGCGGGCGGCCCCUCCGGCCACCUCCUCACCUUCCACCACCACCACGGGACCAAGAUCCCGAUGAAGAUCCCGAAAUCCUCCGGGCGAGGAAAAACCGCGGGCGCACGAGGGAAUGGAAUCAUUGGAAUAAUUCAGUUUGGGGUUCAUCUGCAAAUCCUCCUCUUCCUCAUCCCAAAACCUGUGGGGAGGGAGACCCGAUCUGAGCCUUUCCUGGGGUUCCCUGGGAUUUUGGGGGAUCCCCUUUUGUUGGGAUGGCCUUUGGUGCUCCCGGCCAGGGAGGGCUUGGGGUCGGGUUUGGAUUUCCCAAAUGUUCCUUUGCACAUUAAACCCCAUUCUGGACACCCCAUUUCAUUUC
Molecule: messenger RNA, 1304 nt
Organism: Zonotrichia leucophrys gambelii
Lineage: Eukaryota; Metazoa; Chordata; Aves; Passeriformes; Passerellidae
Product: CD48 antigen-like
Exons: 4
Coding region: 196-942 (248 amino acids)
Biological process (GO): T cell activation
Cellular component (GO): external side of plasma membrane
Source: RefSeq, a predicted model, not a curated record